AUGUCGAAUGGUCUUGCUCGUGCAGAGCUGGCAUCGCACACGCGCUCUUUUACAGGAUGUUCAACGUGUCGGAGCCGCCAUGUCAAAUGCGACGAAGGCCGACCAACUUGCUCUAUGUGCAAAUACUUUGGCCUGAAAUGUGCUGGCUAUAAGAAAGAUAUCUUCUUUGACUCGAAGAACCCUGACAGUCGGAUUCGCUUCCGCCGGCCAUUAUUUACCGAGGAGGAACGCAUUCACAUGAGCGAGUGGCUGGUAACAGCUGCGCCGCCUAAAUCGACACAUAAGCUAUUAGCCCAAAUCGACGAAGAAUGUGAGAAUGCGGCUAUUUCGGAUGAUCUCGAAAUAUCCUAUGGGCCCUUUGGGGCAUUUCGAGCGCAACCGCCUCAAACAGUCCAUGUUGCCUCCUCAUCCCCGUGCGACCGACCACCACCCGUGGAGGGAUCGGAUAAAACGACAGAAUUGAGCCCCCCCGGAAGACGUGGUACCGAUGAUAGACCUCUUUCCGGUUCCAUCUGGCAUUUCAGCAUGGUCUCCAGGCUUUAUGCAAUCGAUUCUGGAGCAGCCUGA
This is a messenger RNA of Penicillium manginii, 567 nucleotides long. RefSeq names its product Zn(II)2Cys6 transcription factor domain-containing protein. Gene Ontology annotation, molecular function: DNA-binding transcription factor activity, RNA polymerase II-specific; zinc ion binding. The transcript has 2 exons. The coding region runs from base 1 to 567 and encodes 188 amino acids. Gene Ontology annotation, biological process: regulation of DNA-templated transcription. The record is from RefSeq and is a predicted model, not a curated record. Lineage: Eukaryota; Fungi; Ascomycota; Eurotiomycetes; Eurotiales; Aspergillaceae.